Cladophialophora psammophila CBS 110553 is the source of this 1716-nucleotide messenger RNA. RefSeq lists its product as uncharacterized. The transcript is spliced from 6 exons. Lineage: Eukaryota; Fungi; Ascomycota; Eurotiomycetes; Chaetothyriales; Herpotrichiellaceae. Bases 1 to 1716 code for a protein of 571 amino acids. The record is from RefSeq and is a predicted model, not a curated record. Gene Ontology annotation, cellular component: membrane. Gene Ontology annotation, biological process: transmembrane transport; carbohydrate transport. Gene Ontology annotation, molecular function: carbohydrate:proton symporter activity.
AUGGUCCACGCAGCGGGAAAGCCUUCUCAAUUCACCGAUGCUGCUCUCCAGCAACGUCUGCAGCUGGCUGGCAAGGCUGGCCCGCAGGCUCUGGUCAAGAAUAUCCGUGUCUUUCUGAUUGCCUGCUUUGCUUGCAUUGGUGGUCUCCUUUACGGCUACAACCAAGGUGUUUUCAGCGGUGUCUUGACUAUGAAUUCCUUCAACAGGCACAUGGGAGAUUACACCACCGACCAGUCCAAGAAAGGAUGGCUCACCUCCAUCCUUGAAUUGGGCGCCUGGACAGGUACUCUGUACUCCGGGUUCCUUGCUGAGAUUAUCUCCAGAAAAUAUGCCAUUUUGGUAAACACCUGCAUUUUCAUCAUUGGUGUUAUUGUGCAAUGCACAGCUGUUCAGGCCGGUCACUCGGCUAUCCUCGGAGGCCGAUUCGUUGUCGGUAUGGGUGUCGGCUCGCUGUCCAUGAUCGUGCCCAUGUAUGUUGCUGAAUGCUCGCCUCCUGAGCUUCGGGGUCUGCUCAUUGGAGUGCAACAAUUCGCCAUCGAGUUCGGUAUCAUGGUCAGCUUCUGGAUUGACUAUGGUACCAACUACAUUGGAGGAACAGGUGACAGCCAAUCUGAGGCAGCCUGGCUCGUGCCUCUUGCCCUCCAGCUCUUCCCUGCCCUCGUCCUGCUUGUCGGAAUGAUCUGGAUGCCGUUUACUCCUCGAUGGCUGGUUCAUCACGGGCGAGAAGAGGAAGCACGUCGAACAUUAGCGAAUCUGAGAUCCUUGUCCAUUGAUCAUCAACUCAUUGAGUUGGAGUUCCUCGAAAUCAAGGCCCAGUCCAUGUUUGAGAAACGGACCGUUGAGGCAAACUUCCCACACCUGGCAGAGAUGACAGCAACCAACACCAUUAAGCUGCAAUUCGUCGCUGUUGCUUCUCUGUUCAAAACAAGGCCCAUGUUCCGCCGAGUGAUUGUCGCAACAGUGACCAUGUUCUUCCAGCAAUGGACCGGGAUCAACGCCGUGCUUUACUAUGCUCCUCAGAUCUUUGGCUCUCUUGGUCUGUCAUCGAAUACUACCUCACUUCUGGCAACGGGUGUGGUCGGUAUUGCCAUGUUGUUGGCGACCAUUCCAUCCAUCCUGUACAUCGAUAGAAUCGGAAGGAGACCUGCCCUGGCUCUCGGUGCUCUUGGAAUGGGUCUUUGCCACUUUAUCAUCGCCAUUAUCUUCGCGAAGAAUCAGCACCAAUGGCCCACUCAUCAUGCCGCUGGUUGGGCUGCUAUUGUCAUGGUUUGGCUCUUCGUCAUCCACUUUGGUUGGUCUUGGGGUCCUUGUGCUUGGAUCGUCGUUGCUGAGGUGUGGCCUCUGUCUGCACGUCCAUACGGAAUCGCCCUUGGAGCUUCCUCGAACUGGAUGAACAACUUCAUUGUUGGUCAAGUCACCCCAGAUAUGAUUACUGGUAUCACAUAUGGAACUUUCAUUCUGUUUGGCCUGUUGAUCACCAUAGGAGCGGGCUUUAUCUGGUUCUUUGUUCCCGAAACAAAGCAGCUCAGUCUUGAGGAGAUGGAUCUCGUUUUCGGAUCCAGUGGUGUUGCGGCCGCAGAUCAGGAGCGCAUGGCUCAGAUCAACGCUGAAAUUGGGCUCGAUCGUCGCCUGAGUGCACUCCAAGGAAUCGAGCACAGCAGUGACGAGAAGGUCUCCGAAGUCAGGGAGAAGACUGCUGAGGCAAAGGGUGUGUAA